Messenger RNA from Acytostelium subglobosum LB1, 1425 nucleotides. RefSeq lists its product as hypothetical. The record is from RefSeq and is a predicted model, not a curated record. Bases 1 to 1425 code for a protein of 474 amino acids. NCBI's taxonomy places the organism in Eukaryota, Evosea, Eumycetozoa, Acytosteliales, Acytosteliaceae. The transcript is spliced from 2 exons. Gene Ontology annotation, molecular function: protein binding.
AUGAAUGUCACGAGCUCAUAUGUCAUGACAAAGAGGAUUGAUGCCAGACUCGACUCACUCUGGGACACAUUGCAAAGCCUGGCAUUCUCCUACGAGACCCAUCUUACCUCGCAAAGAUCUGUCGCUAAUCAGUACAGAGAGUUGCAUGAGUUCCUAAUGAGGGACGAGAGUCUUCUCAUGAAGACGAUCAAUGAGAGUCUAGAAAAGACCAAGACAUCAAUCAACAACAUCAUCGAUGAGAUUGCCACGAUCAAUGCACGAACAACUCACGAUCUAAAAGACUACAUUGUUGUCAAUGGAGAUGAAGAUGAUCAAGUUGAUGGCAGAGUUGGAAAGUUGGUGCAAACGAUUCAAUCAUCAAAGUCAAUCGAUCAAUUCAUUGGCAAGUCGUUCAAGGAAUGCGACGAUAUCCCCAUGUGGGGUGAUGGUCAGUUGAUGGACUUUGUAAGAAGGGUAUCACAGUCCACCCAGGCCAUACACAAUGUCAUUGAGCCAAUAUGGGUCCAGUUUGAUUCAUACCAUUUGGAGAGCGGUAUUAUGGAGCUCUUUAAUAAGUCUACCAUCAUUGAAGCUCCCAAACAAAAGACUGAACAUGGCUUCAGGAACCACAUCUUCUCAUACUGGAAUGACUCUUGCUCGAUGCUCUCAUUGGACACUGGUGAGUGGACUGUCUUUGAUGAUAAGUGCACACCAAGAAAGCGCAUAUUCAGAUCGGUUGUAUAUGCCCGAGACAGUGUCUAUGUGUUUGGCGGGGAAGGAACACCAAACACAUACUCUCGCUUCUCACUCAUCGAUCAAAAGUGGCACAAUGACCUGGAGAUCAUCGGUGUCGAUGGUGGAGAAAGCAUAUCAACAUGCUACGAUGGUGACAAGCACAUCUACUUGGUCGGUGGAUUCCACAACAACAUGCUAUUGGACCGAGUUGAUUGUUUCAACAUUGACACGCAGCAGUUCACGUCAUUUGGAAAAAUGAAGAAUGCGACCCGAUCAUCACACACAUUCAUCCAUGGCAAACUGCUGUUUGUCGUUGGUGGCUAUGUUGAUAUUGAAUGCACAACCUCACUUGCCAACGUCUGGUCAUUCAACCUGGAAACCAAGAAACGUGCCCUCUUCCUCAAGACUAAUUUCAAACCGGAAGAAGUCCUCCAGACUUGCUACGAUGGAAUGCACCAUGCUUUCAUUAUUGGCGAUGAGACCUCCCUAUUGGUCGAGCUAUGCAACGAAAGGAAGACCAAUGAGAUCUGCUUGAACAUCACCGAUCCAAACUUGACAUUAAUCAAUACCAAAACCCAUGGAUUGGUGAUAGUGGAUGGAGCUGGACACAACACCAGAUACAAAGUAUUGAAAGAUAAAUGGGUAUCGCUCAAAGACAACGACCCUGUGGAGGAUAGGCAUUCCUUUGGGACAUGUUAUAUCUAUCAUUGA